AUGGAUGAGGCACUCCUGGGAAACGAACAUGCGAAGACUGCUAUCGACAUUGCGUGUUGGGAUAUAUUCGGCAAGUCAGUUGGUAUACCAAUAUGUGACCUCCAUGGUGGUCGAACGGGUGUGAAUCUACCCAUCAUAUCUUCUGAAUACGUUGGGGAGCCGAAGGAAAUGCGUACGCGAGUUGCAGAACACCGGCGCCAUGAUUAUAUGGGACAUACAAUUAAGGUCGGCAGUGAGCCUGUGGCUGAUGCAGCAUGUAUCACCGCUGCACUUGCCGAUAAACAGCCUGGUGAAUUCUUCCUUGUCGAUGCCAAUGGAAGACUUACCGUCGAAACUGCCCUGCCCUUGCUGCGUCUUCUACCUGUUGGGCUGGGCUUCGUUCUUGGAGGCCCGUGUGCUACUUGGAGAGAAUGUGUCUCUUUGCAACGCAGGACAAAUGUUCCAAUCUGUUUUGAUGAGCUCGCAACAACAGAUUCAUCUGUUAUUCAGCUUAUUACAGAUGACGCCGCGGACGGUAUAGGAAUGAAGAUCUCGAAGAACGGUGGUCUUACGAAAUGUCGUCACCAGCGAGAUAGCUGCCUUUCAAUAGGAUAUUCAAUUACUGUUCAAGAUACAGUCAGCUCGGAUAUCCCAGUUGCCGCUAUUGUUCAUAUUGCCCAGACAAUCCCUGAGAAAUACCUUCGGUGCAUUCUGGGGACACGCGACAUUGUUACGGUCAAAACAGCCGAUGGUCCUUUCGAGAUUGUCGAAGGGCGCCUCAGCGCACCAAAUUUGCCAGGAUUGGGAAUCACGCCUCGUCUUGAUGUCAUGGGAGAGCCUGUAUCUAGCUAUUUUUAA
This is a messenger RNA of Aspergillus affinis, 837 nucleotides long. RefSeq names its product mandelate racemase/muconate lactonizing enzyme family protein. The transcript has a single exon. The record is from RefSeq and is a predicted model, not a curated record. The coding region runs from base 1 to 837 and encodes 278 amino acids. Lineage: Eukaryota; Fungi; Ascomycota; Eurotiomycetes; Eurotiales; Aspergillaceae.